AUGGACCUGGAAAUUAAGAUGGAUAGGAGGAAGAAGAUUAAUAUAGCAGCUAGUUGCAUUAGGGAAGUUGCUUCAAAGGUUUUGGGGGUAUCAAAGGGUAAAUUUGGAGUCCAUAAAGGAGAUUGGUGGUGGAAUGGGGAAGUCCAAGGCAAAGUGGAAGCGAAGAAGGCUGCAUACACAAAAUUGGUGGAGUGGGUAGACGAGGAAGAGAAGCAGACGCUUAAGAAAUUUUAUAAGACGACAAAGACAGAAGCUAAGUUAGCAGUUACGAAGGCUAAGACAGCAGCUUUCGAACGCUUAUAUAUCGAGCUAGGGUACAAAGGUGAGGAUAAGAAAUUGUAUAGGCUCGCAAAAGCAAGAGAGAGAAAGGCUCGCGACUUGGAUCAAGUGAAGUGUAUCAAUGAUGAGGAAGGAAAAGUAUUGGUGGAUGAGAUCUCCAUCAACAAAAGAUGGCGAAGAUACUUUCACAAACUUUUAAAUGAAAAGGGGGCGGAGACAUUGUGUUGGGUGAUUUGGGGCACUCUGAAAGACUUCGAGACUUUGGGUAUUGUAGGUGUUUUAGGAUCGAGGAGGUUAUACGUGCUAUUAGUAGGAUGA
Messenger RNA from Solanum stenotomum, 597 nucleotides. RefSeq lists its product as uncharacterized. Lineage: Eukaryota; Viridiplantae; Streptophyta; Magnoliopsida; Solanales; Solanaceae. Bases 1 to 597 code for a protein of 198 amino acids. The transcript has 2 exons. The record is from RefSeq and is a predicted model, not a curated record.